CGUAAUGGACUUUCUUCUCAGUGGAGUGGCUGCCUGUGGGGCCUGCCUCUUCACCAACCCCUUGGAAGUGGUAAAGACCCGGAUGCAGCUCCAGGGGGAGCUCCGUGCUCCCGGCACCUACACCCGCCAUUACCGGAAUGUCUUCCACGCCUUCUACACCAUCGGACGGGUCGACGGGUUGGCAGCUCUCCAGCGAGGACUUUCCCCGGCCCUCUUCUACCAGUUUGGUUUUAAUGGCAUCCGCUUGGGCACCUACGGGAUCGCGGAAUCGGAGGGCUACAUCCACACCCAUGAUGGACAAGUCAGCCUGGUGCGGGCCACCCUGGCAGGAGCGUUGGCGGGCGCCGCAAGUGCCAUUGUGAGCAGCCCCCUGUAUCUGGUGAAGACUCAUCUCCAAGCCCAGUCAGCUUCUGAGAUUGCUGUAGGACACCAAUAUCAGCACCAGGGAAUGUUCCACGCACUAUGGGGGAUCCACAAAGAACACGGUGUGUUAGGGCUGUGGCGUGGAGCCAUUUCUUCCGUGCCCCGAGUCAUGGUGGGUUCAUCCACGCAGCUAUCAACCUUCUCCUAUUCCAAACAGUUCUUCAACAACCUCGAGAUCUUCCCCAAAGACAGCUGGUUGAUUGCCUUGUGUGCCGGGAUGAUGAGUAGCUUCGUUGUGGCCAUCGCCAUGACACCUUUCGACGUGGCCAGCACCCGCCUUUACAACCAACCGGUUGGACCGGAUGGCCAGGGCAUGAUGUACAAAGGACUUUUGGACUGCCUGACCAAAGUCAUCCGGACGGAGGGCUUUUGGGGAGCCUACAAAGGGGUAGGGGCUUCUUACUUCCGCAUUGGCCCGCACACCAUCCUCAGCCUUCUCUUCUGGGAUCAGAUCCGCCACGUCAACUUCCGCUGGCCGCAGGAGUGAAGCCGCUCGUAAAAGGGACGCCCACCCCCCCACAAUUUGCACAUCACGACAUACCUCGGGGGCAGCAGCCCAGACAUCGCCAUCAGUCAAGCUAGUCUUAAGACGCCGGCAGACGGGCGACUUUUUCCUGGGCAGAAAAAGAUGUCGGUGGCCCAUUCCUCGCGCUUUUGUUUUUCGGCUGUUCUCAUCUCCGGGUUCCCUUUCCUACUUCGCUACGGAUGGGAGGAGAAAAAUAAACACACAAAUCUUUCUCCUGCCCGGAACAAUAAUACCGUAAUCCUAACCUCUGGACCGAGGAGCUCAACCAUCACGCAGAAGCGCUUCCCGACUUGAAGCUUGUGCCGGAGCACACCUGGCCCAUUCUGGUAGGGAAGGGCCAUUUUUCCACUGCAGAAGAUGGACCCACUGUCGGCUUGGUAGAUGGCCUCCAGGUCUCAACCUACCUCGGUCAACCCCUAAGAAGCUUUCUGGGGGGGCUCUGUUGGGUCACUUCUACCCAGUCGGCCAACCUAUAGGGCCUCUGUAAAGGUGGCGAGAGGCAGCCUGAGUUCAAACUCUGUUGUCCAUGGCAACCAAACAGGUAGGGCUCACCUGCUCCUCUGUUCAUCCAGCCUGUAGGUGGCAGUAGAGCGCCGUCCUGCUCUUUUGGAUUUCUCACUCCCGGUUUUCCUCCUUAUCUCUAUCCACGUGCUAUUAAAAGUUAUCAGAUCUGUUUGCAACUUUCAGUGGGGUAAAAUGGGGCAUUAACGGGGCAACAGUUUUUCAAUCCACAUACCUCAGAUGGGCUAACAUACAGAAUGUAUCCAAAACCUGGGCCCCAUAUGACUGGGAAUGGAAAUUUGAGAAAAAUGUGUGGCCAUUUCAGUCGCACCACCGCAAUUGAGUCAUUGUCCCCUUCUGACAUUCCCCGACAUCUUCGGCAACGAAGAUGCCAGAAAGGUAAGUUGCAAGUUGUUCAGGUAAGUCUUCCCCCCCACCCGUGAACUCACGACGCUCAUCGUCUCUCCGGGCUCCCACCCCAACUGGCCACUCACGUACCGUGGCCCAGCCUUAGCUGCGUCACCGUUCUGCGUGCGAAGUCAACCUCACGGCAUCUGUCCUGCAUCUUUGCUCAGCCUUCCCGACCCAGGACACAUCCCUGUGCAUCCCGUCUGAUAUUUUGCACACCCCUGCACCCUUCACAGGAUCUGGGCACAUCCUUCCUGAACUGCUCUGAACCAUGUGG
Messenger RNA from Thamnophis elegans (Western terrestrial garter snake), 2135 nucleotides. It is a transcript of the gene SLC25A35, whose product is annotated as solute carrier family 25 member 35. The record is from RefSeq and is a predicted model, not a curated record. NCBI's taxonomy places the organism in Eukaryota, Metazoa, Chordata, Lepidosauria, Squamata, Natricidae. The transcript has 5 exons. Bases 5 to 910 code for a protein of 301 amino acids.